Messenger RNA from Achroia grisella, 4109 nucleotides. It is a transcript of the gene cue, whose product is annotated as protein cueball. Lineage: Eukaryota; Metazoa; Arthropoda; Insecta; Lepidoptera; Pyralidae. The coding region runs from base 705 to 2465 and encodes 586 amino acids. The record is from RefSeq and is a predicted model, not a curated record. The transcript is spliced from 7 exons.
UAACACGUAGGUAAGUAAUUUUAAAUAAGACAUUUAUUUACUUCUAUACAUUACAAUUCGUAAUUGAUAUAUGAAUUAUGGAGUCAAUUCUAGCUAAAUUAAUACAAAUGUGAGUUUAUUUGUUACGCUUGCGAUAAUUUUAGUGUUUAAAUAUUAUAAUCAAAAGAAAAAUAAUAACCCUAAGAAAGUAUCUGUUUAUAACAUUAUAGUCGGUUCCACACUUCGAGUUUGUUGCUUUCGCUUCAGUGAUAUGUUAUAGAUUAUAAAUUAUUAUUAUUGACAAUAUCGCUGUUUUUUUGCACUAUUUGCGAAGCACCAUUUAUAUGAUGUUAUAAGUUAGUGUUUAGAUGUAGGUUACCUCAUACCUGCCUAAGUAGUGCACGAGUUUCGUUAAAAUUAUAAUAGUAAUGCGGUUCAAGGAUGGUACGUAGGCUAACCUUACCUUACCGGCAGGCACUAUACUCACGUCGUGUGUGAUAAACUUGAUAAGACAGUCGCAUGCGCGAAAUGCUCAACUUUUCAAUGGACCCAUACCCAUUUAGAUUUUAGCAUCGCGUACCGCAUUUUAGUUUCGUGUUCACGCGUGCGGCGUACGGUCGUCGUUGCGACAACGUACCGCCCUCUACCGUCAUUCGGACCGUAACUCGUACAUUUUCGAACAAAUGUGCACUUCGUAACAAGCGCAACAAAAUUUAUGAAACAAAAUGUGUAAAAUGCAGUGCUUCCUAGCGAUUUUCGCACUGUAUAUUGGCCUGGUUAACUCGUGGGAUAUCGCAAUAACAACAGGUGGCCAAUUAGAAUUCUAUAGCAAUAAAACAAAAACUAACAAUGUAGGAGUUAGGUUCAGAGAUCUUACAGCACUGGCGUACGACGCGGUCCAUAAUAUGCUACUAUUUGUAGAUAAACAGAAUGAUAACGCCUCUAUAUUCAGUUACCAUUUAGCCACAAAGAAAUACCAGUCAUUGGUUAGGAGAAAGUCCUAUGAAAACAUCCAAGGAUUGGCAUUUGACCCCGUCAAUGGUCUUCUUUUCUGGACAGAUACCAAUGAAAGGAGUAUUUACUAUAUGUCAUUAAUGCUAGGAUCCAAAAACGACGUUUAUGGCAAUCUCUUGAUAAAAAUGGAUGACGAGAUUCCUAGAGCUAUUGCUGUUGAUAGCUGUAGAGGUUACAUUUACUGGACCAAUAUAAACAUUACCAAACCAACCAUAGAGAGAGCUAAGUUUGACGGGACUGAAAGGGAAACAAUUAUUGAUAAAGACAUAUAUAUGCCGGUGAGCAUUGCUGUUGAUCAACGAACUAAGCAGCUAUAUUGGGCAGAUGACAGAGAAGGAAUACAUUACUCCAUUGAAAGUUCAGAUCUUGAUGGUAAUAAUCCGAAAACUUUAUAUAUGGGCACGUAUCAUCAACCUAACGCAUUGACCGUGUCCAAAGAUGCUGUAUAUUGGGUAGACUGGGGUUACAAGUCUGUAUGGAAGUUACCAAAGGAUUCACCAAAAACUUUAGAUCCUGUAGAACUUAUUGGUUUCUCUAAUGAAGUACCAUUCGGUAUAGUUGCUAAUUACCAAAUUAGCGAUCAAACAGAAGGCACUACUGAAUGCGAAGAAUUGAUUAAAUUGUCACAAAACAAAACAGUGAUUAACGAUACAUUCAACAUUCCAAGAGAUUUAGGCUUAUUCUGUCUCCACGGAGUUAAGAAUAAUGAGAAAUUGUCAUGUAACUGUUCCGCUGGGUACACUGGACAACGGUGCGAAAUUUCUGUUUGUCACAAUUACUGUUUCCAAGGUGAUUGCGAGGUUUCGUCUGAAGGAACACCAGCUUGCAGGUGCCCAAGUGGUUUUAAAGGAGAAAGGUGCGAGAUCAAUAUCUGUAAUGGAUACUGUCUCAACAAAGGCGUAUGUUCAGUAAACCAAGAUCAAGAACCGGACUGUAAAUGUUCCAAACAAUAUGAAGGAUUGAGAUGUGAAAUUAUGAUACCAAUAAAUAGUGUUAAAUUAGAUAGAUCAUUGCCUACUUCCACAGAAAAGUGCAAUUGCACUCAAGAGCAAAAUAUAUCAAAGACGGUGCCAAUCUCGUCUGAAAACUUAAGAAAUAGUGAACUGCCGUAUGUUGAAAUAACAGAUUGUAACUACGGAUGGGACUCCAUCAGAGAUCCAGUAAUUAUGGUAUUGGGUAUAGCGUGUGGUUUACUGUGUGUAACAUGUACUGUACUCUUUACCAAGGUAUUAAAGCUGAAAAAACGCCCCAGGAUUAAGAAGAGAAUAAUCGUAAACAAGAAUGUAACUCCGCUGACAGCACGCCCUGAUCAAUGCGAGAUCACGAUAGAAAACUGUUGCAACAUGAACAUAUGCGAAACUCCCUGUUUCGAACCACGAUCAACUAUUAGACCAACGCUACUAGACGCGAAGCCGGGAAAAGAAGAAAAGAAAAACCUCAUCAACAAUAUGGAAUAUCCAGAGGACUAUUGAGACUGCCUUACCAUCAUUCUGUGAACAAGCUCGGAUAACUAGAACUACUACAGGUACAAUUUGAACAGAGGACUGUUUAAAAAUAUAUUUCAAUUAAAAUAUUAAACAAAUCAAUCAAUUAAUUUAAUAAUAAUAUUAAUUAAUACUAAAUAAUUGAAUUAUAUAAUGUCUCUAUUGAGUUUGAUUAAUUUGUCGGUAUUGUUUGAUACAAAAUUAAUUUUACUUAAUAAUAAUUUAAUUAAUUAAUCGUUAACGUAGGUAACAAUUUAAACCUUAGUAUUUUAAUCUACCUAUGUAGACAUUUAUUUAUUUUAUUUUUGAUUAAUCUCAAGCGAAUAGUUACUUGGAAUUUUGAAAACGAAUGACAUCUAAAAGAAAAGUAGUUCUUUGUAUAAAUUGGACCAAAAUGUAGUCUAUGUAAUAUAGAAAGAAAUUGUGAUAUUUGACAUAGGGUUGCGAUUGCCAUGGAUGAUGGCAUCAUAGGGCUGUGCGUUGGCUGAUAAUAUCUGAUUGAAUGAUGUGUAUGAUAUAAUACUUGAUUACUAUCGAUUGAUUUAGCAUAUACAAUGGGGUUUAACAACAGUUUGUGUGAGUGUAACAAGCCGAAAUUUAGUGAUUGCACCUAUUUAUUCAUGACACUAAAUAACUUUCCCUAAACAUUCGAAAUAUGAAAAUGUUUUUAUGCCUGAAUAUUGUUUUAUUUAAUUUUAAUCUUAAAUACUAAGAAAUGUUGUUAUACGGUUUGUAUGCAGCUUUUUACCUAUAUAUCCUCAGGGAAAAUUAUUUAAUUUCACAUAUAUUAUAACCAAGUUUCGGCUUGUUUUACUUUUUAAAUUACACUCUGGAUAUUUGUAUAUGCACAUCUAUAUAAGGAAAAAAGCUUGAUUGAUUAAACCCAUUAUCGAUAUAGUACAGAUAUGUGCCUUUAACUGCUAUAAAGAUGUCUACAUUGUAAUAAUCAUUUCAUAUAUUAUUUAAAACAAUCGUAAAAAUCAUUAGAAUUCCAAAUCGAGUUAAUUUAGAUUUUACAGUUGCGUCUAUUUUUCGUUAUAUUAAUAAAAUUUAAACGGUGCCAAAAAAAUAACUGUCUUGAAAAGAAAGAAGUAGAGAAACAAGAAGGUUUUAAUACUUUUUUAAAUGUACAAAUAACGAAAAAUAGUGCUGCAAUAAUAGAGCAUUUAUAAUAAUAAUAGUAAGUAGUAGCGUUACUUAUUUUAAAUUAUUCUUAUGGUAGAUACUAGGUACCUACUUAUGAAAUUUAUUAUUUUAUUUUGUUUUUUUUCUUCUAAAUAUUGACGUUCUAGUUAUGAUUUAUUACUAUUAUAAUCUUGCAAGUGUACAAGUCUGUAUUUUUUAACAACUUUAACCCAAUUUAUUUAUGAAAACAAAUCAGACACUUAUUAACUUAAUUUUUGGUAUUGCUCAGUUUAGUUCCAUUUUUCGAGCGACAUUCUUAAUUUUAGGAGAUUUUGAUUUUUAUAAAUAAGACGGGUUAUCAAAAUUACAUCUUCACUGGGUUGAAAACCUUGGUCCUAAUUAUGUAGAUAUACCUAUUUUUACCUGUGGUCAGUGGACGAAAAUUAUAUGACUGAAAUUGUAUUGAUGGAUAAUUUAUCUAUUAUUAAUUUUUUUUACAAGUUGUCA